Molecule: messenger RNA, 3314 nt
Organism: Erigeron canadensis
Lineage: Eukaryota; Viridiplantae; Streptophyta; Magnoliopsida; Asterales; Asteraceae
Product: telomerase reverse transcriptase
Exons: 12
Coding region: 1-3252 (1083 amino acids)
Biological process (GO): telomere maintenance via telomerase
Cellular component (GO): telomerase catalytic core complex
Molecular function (GO): telomerase RNA binding; telomeric repeat DNA binding
Source: RefSeq, a predicted model, not a curated record
AUGGAGAAGAAAAGGAAGAAACACAGAGUCCCUGAAGUGCUAUGGAAACUCUUCAAAAACCGAGCCCGAACCCUAUCCGAAACCAUUCUAUCAUUUUUCAACCAAUCUUCACUUCAAUGUCUUUGCAAAGGCAAUCCCGGCUGUCUCUGUUGCUGUUCAGAUGCUGAUCGUAUGUCGUUUCUACUACGAGAAGACGAUCCAUCCGAUUACCGGAAUCUUCUUCAGCAUUGUUUCGUCGUCGUCUCCGAAAAUGCGCCUUCUCUUACACAUUUUGAUCCCAUUUCUCGAUGGUCUCAACUGGAGAUUGUUAGAAGGACAAUUGAAAUGUUUUUAAGUGAGAAUAAAUCCACAAAGAAUGUAAUAUGCACGGGUUAUGAUAAGCACAAUCGGUCAAGCAUUGUUUUGGAAGCUCUAACAUCGGCUUCAUGGAGUCUGCUACUAAAGAGGGUUGGAGAUGGUCUUAUGGUUCAUUUAUUGAAAUAUUCGUCAAUAUUUAUGCCUCUGCACCCAAAGAAACACCAUCAGGUAGCAGGAAUUUCGAUUGAUGGCUUGUGCUGGGAACACUUAAAGCAUGUAUCUCAAUCCAAAACUGUUCCAGGGAGGCAUCUUGAAGUUGAUCCUGUCUCCAUGGACAUCGAUAUUCCAGAAAGUUCUGUGACUCGUAAUGCAGAUAUCAUACCUGAUGCUGACUGUAAUCAUAUUACCCAAGAAAAUGGAGUUCUGCCUGUGGCUAAGUCUGGGAAACGAUUAAGAUCACACACUCGGCAGCGCAGGCAUAAACGCAGGAAGCUGUCAUCUCAGAACACAUCUGAUACAAAUCGUUCUUUACAGGAGGAGAAGGUAAUUUGCGUUUCCAAUACAAAUUUUCUGUGCUCCUGCUGUUCACUUUGGCAAACUCUGCAGAAAUUUCCCAGAGAAAAUCAGAUUAAUAAGCGAUCCAUGUUAUAUAAAGUGGAACGGGGGUCAUCAAUUCUGCCAGAAAAACACAUAUUAAAUUCUUUGAGGCCAAACGCUGUUGGUGUGAAUGCUCUCUUUAGAGAAAUUUUUGGGUUAAGUAACAACUGCAAAGCUGCUCAGCCAGCUAUAUGCUCCCACAGAAAUAACACUCGUGCCAUUAAAACGACAUGCCUAUAUCACUCUCUUCAUAAAUUGCUGAAGAUUCUUAUACGGAAAGCGAUUCAUUGCCCACGUUUACAGAUAUUGACAAAGCAUAUUUGUACAAAUGCCAAUGAAAGUGGGAGCCCUCAUGCUCAAUAUUGCUCAAAAAGGCAAGUGGUGUCAUUUGUGUGGGCAGCUUGUAGGAGCAUUGUUCCUCAAGAGCUAUUGGGAUCUUCAUCUAAUUGCAGGAUCCUCAGGAAGAAUUUGUCUAAGUUUAUCAGGCUACGGAUAUAUGAGAAGUUUUCCUUGCAUCAAUGUAUGCAUAAACUGAAAAUAUCAAACUUCCCAUUCCUAUCAGAUAAGAAUUCUAUCUGCAACUCUAGUACAAAGCGAGAUAUUUUAAGAAGAUGGAUAUACUGGUUUUUUACAUAUCUGGUAGUGCCGUUGUUACAAGCUAACUUCUAUAUAACUGAAAGCGAGCAUGGAAAGCUAGAAGUCUUCUUUUAUGAAAAGUCGCUUUGGGAGAAUUUGAUGAAAAGUUCCAUCUCAUGCUUAACGAAUCAGUGCUAUAGCUUGUUAGAUGUGAAAUCUGUUAAACAAAUCGUAAGCUCUAGAACAUUUGGUUUCUCUAAGGUUAGAUUCCGUCCAAAAGCAAAUGGAAUUCGGCCACUAGCGAACCUCAAAUCAUCAUCACGAUUGCCUCUAAGAGAUGCUUGUAAGGAGUUCAAGCCUGUAAAUGUCGUUCUUAGAGAUCUGCAUGCCGCACUAAAAGAUGCGCAACUCGUAAAACCAGAAAAAUUAGGCUCAUCAGUGUUCAGUUACAAUGAUGUGCACAGAAAGUUACGUGGGUUCUUAUCUCGUGUAAAAAGUGGAAUGGACAUGUUUCCUUGUGUAUAUAUGGUUGUUGCUGAUGCUCAAAAAGCCUAUGAUUCCAUUGAUCAUGAUAAACUGCUUCAUGUGAUGAAAGAUGUGAUAACUGAUGAUCAUCUUCUACAUCGGACUCAAGAAAUUGUGGUGUCGAACAGAGGUAUGCAAGUCUGUCAACAUAUCAAUAUGUCUAGAAAGUUCCGAUCUCAUGUUCAUGCUCGCUCAUUUCAUAGCGUCCACAUCGAUCGGGGAAGAAGCAGAAUAGCAAGGAAAGAAGAUCUCCAUUUUAAUCUUCAACAGCAUGUUAAGUACAACUUGUUACAUAUAGAUAAGAGGUUUUACCUGCAAAAUGUGGGUAUACCCCAAGGAAGUAUUUUGUCUUCACUACUCUGUUCAUUUUACUAUGGACACAUGGAAAAUACCAAACUUGUUCCAUUUCUGAACAAGGUUGCUGAAUCAGAGUUUCCGGAUAGACGUGAUUUACUACUUCGUUUUAUUGAUGAUUUUCUUUUCAUCUCAACCUCAAAGAAACAGGCUCUUGCAUUCUUCUCUAGGCUACAAAGAGGAUUCUGCGAGUAUAAUUGCAGCAUGAACAAAGAAAAGUUUGGUUUAAGUUUUGAAGCGGAAAAGAUUAGGCCACAAUUAAAUCGGGUUUACCUUGACGAAAAUGGUAAUAAGUUUCUCCGGUGGAGUGGUUUGUAUAUCAAUUGCAAGACUCUAGAAGUUCAGGCAGACUACACGAGGUACCUGGAUGGUCAUUUAAGGUCAACUCUUACAGUGUGUAUGCAAGGGAAUCCAGGUCGACGUUUCAGGGAAAAAGUGUGCGACUACUUGCGACCUAAAUGCCAUGCCAUCUUCUAUGAUUCAAAUAUCAAUUCACCAGCGGUGGUCAGAUUAAAUAUUCAUCAAGCAUUUCUGCUGUGUGCAAUGAAGUUCCAUUGCUACACGUGUGAUUUAUCAGAUGUUUGUAGUUUUGACUUGGGAUCCUAUAUGGACAUUAUCGACAACUCUUUGAGGUAUAUGUACAAGCUUAUGAAAAAACGGAUGUAUUCCCUGGACGUUGAUAACAAUGUAAGGGGAAUUCUCAAAGUGAAAAAAAGAGAGGUCGAAUGGCUUGGAUUAACAGCUUAUUGUGAAGUCAUAAAGCGAAAACAAUCGAGGUACAAAGAGUUGCUCUAUUUGUUGGAGCUGAAGCUGAAGUCACUUGAUGUGGAAAUGGUCUCACCUGUUCUAAAGUUUGCUGUUGAUAUGUUUAACUCCUCAGUUCUUUGGAAAAUCAAGUUUUGAACCUUUGAAAGAAUACUUUAAUGGUUGUUUUGAAUUUUAGUUGACCAUCAAUGAGUUUGUAU